AUGGACAUUCUUCACAGAUCUUACGAGUAUGGCAGAUCGCCUCUCGCAUCUUCACCUCAAGUUUCAAUACCACGCAAUGCAUUCCUGUUUGGCGGCAACAUAUCCCAAUCCCUAUCACCUCUUCUUCAUGGAAUCCUCUUCAAACCAAUGUCAGCACCUAUCGCGUAUCAUCUUUGCCAAACAACUGAAGGAAAUACAUUCCUGGAGUACCUCCGCGACCCGACGACUAUCGGAGCGUCUAUCACUAUGCCCAACAAAGUGACAUUCGGCCCUCUUCUUGACGACUUAACCGAAGAAGCACAGGCCAUUGGAGCCGUCAACACCGUAUUCUCUCGGAUUGAUGCUGUCGGGAAGCGACGAUGGAUCGGCACAAAUACAGACUGCGUUGGGAUCCGCGAGGCUAUCCUUCAACACAAUCCUAGCUCUGUCGCUAUCGCAAAAGACAAACCAGUUAUGGUAAUUGGAGGCGGAGGUGCGGCUCGAAGUGCGAUCUAUGCGAUGUGGAAAUGGUUCUCUCCUUCUGAGAUCUAUGUCGUGAAUAGGUUGGAGUCGGAGGUUGAUGAGAUCAUCGAGUUCUUCAGUUCAUCCAUUCCAGGGAUUAGAAUCCGCUAUAUUCCUGACGUAGAUUCAGCACAGAAGCUUCCAUCUCCUUCAAUAAUUGUGGGAACGAUUCCCGAUUAUCCGCCCUCUACUCUAGAGGAAAGCGUGUGCUGGCAAAUCUGCGAGAAAAUCAUCGGUCAUGCUGACGGGGGCGUGUUGGUCGAUAUGUGUUAUAUGCCAUCGCCUGAAACGAGACUUUUGAAUGUAGCCAUGAAGGCUGGAUGGGAUGUGAUUCGAGGAACGGAGGUUCUUGUACGGGUAUGUGUUGCACAACAGGUUUUGUGGUUGGAAAGGGAGGCUAGAGAGGAAGGGGUAAAGGAGGCUGUGGCAGCUAUUGUACCAAAAAGUGGUGCGAGGCUUUAG
This is a messenger RNA of Penicillium malachiteum, 963 nucleotides long. RefSeq names its product shikimate dehydrogenase family protein. Gene Ontology annotation, molecular function: shikimate 3-dehydrogenase (NADP+) activity. The record is from RefSeq and is a predicted model, not a curated record. Gene Ontology annotation, biological process: shikimate metabolic process; chorismate biosynthetic process. NCBI's taxonomy places the organism in Eukaryota, Fungi, Ascomycota, Eurotiomycetes, Eurotiales, Aspergillaceae. The transcript has a single exon. Bases 1 to 963 code for a protein of 320 amino acids.